CUCUAUUCUACACUCAGGACUCCAGGCUCAGGGGGAGAGUAUAAGGGGACAAGCAAUAAAGCCAGAGAACGAUGACUUUGAAUGUGACCAUGCGUCGCAGCAACACCACGGCCAAUGUACAGCAGCGAUGGAGCAUCCCGGCUGAUGCAAAGAACAUUCACGCUCAGAAAAAGCAGCACUCUAACCUCACCCGCAAAUACACCGCCAAUAACACAAGCAUCAAUAACUCAGCGGAGUACUGCCGGAGAAGCUGGUCAUCUGACUCUUCCGACUCCGUCAUCUCUUCUGAGUCUGGGAGUACCUACUACCGGGUGGUGCUGAUUGGGGAGCAAGGAGUUGGGAAGUCUACUCUGGCUAAUAUAUUUGCAGGGGUGCCUGAUUCUGUGGAUGGUGACUGCGAUAUGUUAGCAGAAAACACUUAUGAAAGAAACUUGAUGGUGGACGGAGAAAGCGCAACUCUGAUUCUAAUCGAUAUGUGGGAAAAUAAGGCUCAAGACAACUGGAUCCGUGAGCAGUGCAUGCAGGUUGGAGAUGCCUACCUUAUUGUCUACUCCAUCACUGACAGAGCAAGCUUUGAGAAAGCCUCUGAGCUGCGCAUACAACUCCGUCGGGCGCGGCAGACAGAGGACAUCCCCAUUAUACUUGUGGGCAAUAAAAGCGACCUUGUCCGUUGCCGAGAGGUCUCUGUCUCAGAGGGCAGAGCAUGUGCUGUGGUGUUUGACUGCAAGUUCAUUGAGACAUCAGCAGCCGUCCAACACAACGUGAAGGAACUCUUUGAAGGGAUUGUUCGUCAGGUGCGUUUAAGGCGAGACAGCAAGGAGAAAAACGAGAGACGAUUGGCCUAUCAGAAGAGGAGAGAAAGUAUCCCCAAGAAAGCCAGGAGGUUCUGGGGCAAAAUAGUAGCCAAGAAAAACAAAAACAUGGCUUUUAAGCUAAAAUCCAAAUCUUGCCAUGACCUCUCUGUACUAUAAAUGAAGUCGGACUUCCCAACAAGAGCAAAAUAUGUUAAACUGAUGGGAAAUCAUUUAGCAAUUUUGCCAACCAAUAAUCAAUCUAUAUUAGAUUGGACAUGACCACAAUUUACUUGUGCUUUCUUCAGCCAUGGAUGCCACAACAGUCAACUUUGUGUUAUCUUCAGCCAUGAUACUCAGAUCUGCCAUUGCGCUGACUUUGUGAUCCGAGAGAUGCAAAACUUUUGUUUCCAUUUGGGGAUUUUGUAAGUUUUGAUCAUCUGGGAACGGAGAGAUCAGAGACAGGAACUAAAUUGCACUGAAGAAACUUGAUGUAUGGCUGUCAUGCUGUAUUCUCAUCAGUGGGAGAAACCAUCGAAUCAUCUGCUGCAGUUAUUUCCUCAUGUCAUAUUUAUAUUGCCUUAUUUUAUAGCAUCUGAUAACAAUUUUUACAUGCAACUCCAGUUUGUUGGGGGAGAAACUAUGCAAGCGACUUUUCCAUGAAGCUAACACAGGGAAGGCCAAUCGGAAUAUCUCCAGCUGAUAUAAAGACACACGGAGCUUCUUAGUGGCAACUACUUGUCAUGGCUACUAAACACCAGAUAAUACCCUGCCAUAGACAAUACUGAGAAUUAUCAGUAAAAGAUCAACAUCGUCUAUUUUAGUAGGCGCAGCAAGUAGCUGCUUCUAGUAGCUCUGUGUGUCUUCACCCUAAAGGUCACCAACAGUCAGAGAGCUUCCAACUGCCCGUGCCUUAUCUAACAAUAUCUUAUUCUAAUAUUAAUUAAUAGGAGUAAUACUAACAAUCACCAUACACGCCCAGUUUCCCAAAGUUCUUCUUCUUCUUGCUACACAGAAAAUAUUUUUGUUUAAAAAAUAUUUUUGAUCGCCUACUUCGAUAUUUUUUAUACUUGAUUUUUUUUGUCAAAAUCAAAAUGCUGUUUUUUUUUUUUACCUUAGAAAGAGAAUAGACUUAUUUGAAACUAUGGUAAUAAUACAACUGCCUUUUUGUAUGUUCUGUAUCUGUUCAUUUUUAGAAAAUGAAAUGGGCAAAUGGGGGCAAGAUUUGGGGAAUGUAAAAACUGCUGGAACUUGUCACCCAAAGUAGCCAGUCACCAGGAAGCAUCUAUUGGGCUCCCAGACCUGGAUCAAUUUUUUGCCAACACGCAUGAAUAAAAUAAUGAUGUGCCUUCUGGUAAACCUAUUAUAACAGGGUGUUUCCCCUUCUACUCAUGUGGCCCUGGAGGAAAACCAAUGGAAACAGUUUCCUCUUAAACGGCAAUUGCAGUCAUAUGGUACUGCUUGCUCCAUGCAUUAAACAUUAAGGCAUAUGGAUACAGUGGGAAGGUUUAGGCUUUCUGUGCAAGUAGGUGAUGGAUACAGGUAUAUGCUUUGUAAUGGGACAGGUCAAUAAGAAGGCAAAAUAAGAAAGAUGAUGAUACUUAUAGUACCGUUGAAGACAUGGAGGGUUAGGAUAGGAUAAGAUAGGAUAAGAUGUUGCUGCUGACUGGGGACUAAAAGAAGGAUGCUCCAGGGCUUCUAGGGGUGCCAGUGGCAACAGCUGCACUUUAUUGACCUCUGAUAAUUGAUUCUAUGGCAAAUACCCUCUGCCACCAGUUCCAGAAUAUGCACAAAGAUUCAUAAACCUGAUGUAUUCUUUAGCUUGGGAUAGAGAUAGCAAUGUGGCAACUAUAUAUUUAUUAUUUGGUUUCCUGUAAUAUUUCUAUUCAUUUCUAUUAGUUUUUUUUACCUGGUACAUCAUAAAAUGAAAAAUAAAGAUAAAUCAGACCGCA
This is a messenger RNA of Xenopus tropicalis (tropical clawed frog), 2743 nucleotides long. RefSeq names its product GTP binding protein overexpressed in skeletal muscle (gene gem). NCBI's taxonomy places the organism in Eukaryota, Metazoa, Chordata, Amphibia, Anura, Pipidae. Gene Ontology annotation, molecular function: GTPase activity; calcium channel regulator activity; GTP binding. Gene Ontology annotation, cellular component: plasma membrane. The record is from RefSeq and is marked provisional.